GAGAGAGAGAGAGAGGGGGAAUCGAGCGAGCGAGCAAACGAGGUGAGACCGGGGGGCCUGGGCAAAUAAGGACCCUGCAAACUUUGCAUCCGGAGAAAUAUCGCGGCGAUCGAAGCGGAGCAGGUUUUAUGGAGGAGAAACAUAGCGGAUGUUCCUCACGCUGCACUGAAGCCCCGCUCCCUCCUCCCGGUCCGCCAUGUCCCAGCUCCUGCACGUGGAGAUCCCUAACUUCGGGAGCACGGUGCUGGGCAGCCUGAACGAGCAGCGGCUCCUGGGGCAGUACUGCGACGUGUCCAUCGUGGUGAAGGGCCAGGCCUUCAAGGCCCACCGCGCCGUGCUGGCCGCCAGCAGCCUGUACUUCCGCGACCUGUUCAGCGGCAGCUCCAAGACGCAGUUCGAACUGCCGUCCUCGGUGGCGCCCGCCUGCUUCCAGCAGAUCCUGUCCUUCUGCUACACCGGGAAGCUGACCAUGGCGGCCAGCGAGCAGCUGGUGGUGAUGUACACGGCCGGCUACCUGCAGGUGCAGCACAUCGUGGAGCGGGGCAUGGAGCUGAUGUUCAAGGCCAACUCCCCGCUCUGCGACUCGCAGACGGCCAACAUGGAGGAGUCGGGCUCCGAGCCGCAGAGCCCCAGCAACAACGCGGCGGCGUCCGUGCUGGGCCCCCCCGGCUGGUCCCCCUCGCUGGGCGCCUUGGGGGCCCGCAGGAUCAAGCUGGAGGGGUGCGAGGCCCCGCUGGGGAUGCAGGGGGUGGGACAGAAGCGCGGGGAGGCGGGGAGGUUGGUGCGGGGGGGCAGCUCGCUGUUCUACGCCGGGGCGGGGGCCACGACCGUGUUCCCCGGGGCCCAGCCGUACCCCCCGGGCCACGGGGAGAGGUCCAGCCCGGGGGCCUCCAGCCUGCCCACCACCGACAGUCCCACAUCCUACCAGAACGAGGACGAGGAGUUCGAGGAAGAGCCAUAUGACGGCAUCAACGAGGAGGUCUACGGGCAGAUCUACGGGCGUUCCGCCAACGCCUAUGGCAUCCAGGACAAAUCUGAGGUGGCGGCCAUGCCUCUGUCGCUGGAGAGCCGCUCCUGCGUCCUGAUUCGGCGGGACCUGGUGGCCCUGCCCGCCAGCCUCAUCAGCCAGAUCGGCUACCGCUGCCACCCCAAACUCUACACCGAGGGCGACCCCGGGGAGAAGCUGGAGCUCGUGGGAGGUACCGGGGUGUUCAUGACCAGAGGGCAGCUGAUGAACUGUCACCUGUGCGCCGGAAUCAAGCACAAAGUGCUCCUGCGUCGUCUCCUCGCCACCUUCUUCGACAGGAACACACUGGCCAACAGCUGUGGAACAGGCAUCCGGUCCUCCACCAGCGAUCCCAGCCGGAAACCGUUGGACAGCCGUGUGCUCAACGCUGUCAAACUCUACUGUCAGAACUUCGCUCCCAACUUCAAGGAGAGCGAGAUGAACGUCAUCGCGGCGGACAUGUGCACCAACGCGCGGCGCGUGCGUAAACGCUGGCUGCCCAAGAUCAAGUCCAUGCUCCCGGACGGGAUGGAGGUGUACCGGAGCGCCGCGGCGGCGGGGCUGGGGCUGGGCGGGGGCGGGGCCCCGGGCGGCGCGGUGGGGGCGGCGGGGGGCGUGGCCCUGCCCUUCGAGGCGGAGUUUAAGUCCCUGACGCCGGCCGGCCUGGCCUCCUUCGAGCAGCGGCUGUACGGCGAGAGGAAGGACGCUCUGAGGACACACCUCCAGCUGGGCGGGGCCAGCCCCGGGCCCGAGGCCACGCCCGAGGGGGCGGGGCCUGAGCUGCCGGGCGGAGCCGGGGAGGGGGAGGAGCCCGAUGAGGAAGAGGAAGAAGAGGCGGGGUUAGAGAGCGCGGCGGGCGGGGCCGGGGCCGUCUCCCUGGUGACGGGGGGAGAGGUGGGCGGGGCCUGCACCCCUGACGGACAGAAAGGGGAGGAUUUCGGGGAGGGGCUACGGUUAAACGGGCAGUGAGUGUUUCCGCCCCCCCUAUCACAGCACCACCCCCCACCCCCCACCCCCCCCUUACACACACACCUCUCCCAGACUCCACCCUCCAAAGGGAACCUCUCCGCAUAUUUCACCACACUAGCAGAACACAGACCACACUACAGACCACAGGCACAUACUGACCUCUCCCCCAAACAGUACCGACACAGGCAUUGUUUGAAAGACCAGCUAGCCUAUCAGUGCCACAGAGAGGGCCUAUUUCAGACUUUGUUACAUUAAUGCAAAACAAAAGGUAUUUCCACAGUCGCUAACCAAAAACAAAAAAAGUAUCAGGACUGCAUUACGCUGAUAGGAUACAGACUAGAGUGUGUAAGAAGUUAAGUUGCCUUUGGGAAACCAAACAAGAAGUAUAAAGGCCAAAAUGACAUUGAGCUGAAUAAAAAAUGUCCUUCUUUGAUAGAAACAUGGAAUACAUUUAGCAUAGUGGGGGGUGGGAGGGGCAGGGGGGUGUAAGGACAGCAGAAUUGCAUUAUGGGGACUAUACUGUACCCACUGACAGAUGAACACAGCUACAUGUACGUGGGUAUUCUGCUCAGACGAUGGCUUUCGGUUUGGAAAGACGCUGAAAGGCCUUGUUCUGUGAAAAAUGCGCAUUGAGGGCGAUAUAAUCAGCGGUUAUACAGUAGUUUAUAUGAUUUUCGGUAUUAAUUGGGUAUUCAUUUCAACCCCCUCCAGAAACACGGCGCUUUUGUGGAACUGCAGGCUGCGUAAGACUGAAUCCUCUCUCAGAAGAGUAUCAGAGAGGGUUUAUGCGAGUUUGCUUAAGGAUGGGGCAGAAGAAGAGGGGGCAGUGAGAGGAGAGAUGAACGGGCUCUUUGUGUGGUUUUACAGCCCUGCUGAGCUUGGUUAGCUGCCAUGCCUGUGUCUGUAUCAACAUGUUUGUUUGGAUGUGGAAAACACACACACUCAUACACAAGGCAACACGGCGUGUGUGCACACAUAGCACACCAACACAUGCCCAUGUGCACACGCAUGUACGUGCAUACUCACACACACACACACACAAACACAACACAACACAGCGUGUGCGUGCACACACACGCAGGCAUACCGAACCCACGCAUGCAUGUACAUACAUACUCAGACUCUCUCUCACACAGACACACACGCACACCUUCCUGUUUUUGCUGGUAUAGAUGCACGAAAUACUCCCAACAUAACAGAAACCUGCGCUUGCAAUAGCCUUCAAGUAAUAAUAAUCUUAAGUUCCAGGACUAACCACACACACUCACACGUGCACACACACACACACACACGGUACACACCCAUGUACGCAUACCCACACACACGAAAACGCUUGCAUGCAAAAUGAAUAGAGAAUAAAAAGAACCAAUCACUAACUAAUCUGCAAAAAUGAAAAGAGAAAAAAACUUUGGCUGCCUGAAGAAGCAACAUUAACAUUGUAAAGACUUUUCUUCUGUUCGGACUCGUGGGCGGGGUCAGACCGGGUCGGGAGGUGGGAUUGGGCUGGCAGCUAAG
Conger conger (European conger) is the source of this 3490-nucleotide messenger RNA. RefSeq names its product nucleus accumbens-associated protein 2. Bases 197 to 1975 code for a protein of 592 amino acids. Gene Ontology annotation, biological process: regulation of transcription by RNA polymerase II. The transcript is spliced from 6 exons. Gene Ontology annotation, molecular function: protein binding; RNA polymerase II cis-regulatory region sequence-specific DNA binding; DNA-binding transcription factor activity, RNA polymerase II-specific. NCBI's taxonomy places the organism in Eukaryota, Metazoa, Chordata, Actinopteri, Anguilliformes, Congridae. The record is from RefSeq and is a predicted model, not a curated record.